Messenger RNA from Talaromyces marneffei, 1575 nucleotides. RefSeq lists its product as uncharacterized. Gene Ontology annotation, cellular component: mitochondrion. Lineage: Eukaryota; Fungi; Ascomycota; Eurotiomycetes; Eurotiales; Trichocomaceae. Gene Ontology annotation, biological process: acetate metabolic process. The coding region runs from base 1 to 1575 and encodes 524 amino acids. The record is from RefSeq and is a predicted model, not a curated record. Gene Ontology annotation, molecular function: acetate CoA-transferase activity; acetyl-CoA hydrolase activity. The transcript is spliced from 3 exons.
AUGGCCGCCUCAGCCCUACUCAAGAGCCGAGUCCGCCGGCCCUCGUACUUGAACAAAUUGGCCAAGCCGGAGGACCUUAUUGAUUUGUUCCCUCAUGGAUCGUACAUUGGUUGGUCUGGAUUUACCGGUGUUGGAUAUCCAAAAAAAGUCCCAACCGCCCUAGCAGACCACGUCGAAAAAAACAAUCUCGAAGGCAAACUCAAAUACAGUCUGUUUGUCGGAGCCUCAUCCGGCGCCGAGACUGAGAACCGAUGGGCCAGACUCAACAUGAUUGAGCGCCGAAGCCCUCACCAGGUCGGAAAGGAGAUUGCAAAGGGAAUCAAUACCGGAAAUAUUCAGUUUUUUGAUAAGCAUCUUAGCAUGUUUCCUUCUGAUCUUGUCUAUGGCUGGUAUACGAAAGAUCGUCCCAACAAAAAGCUCGAUGUGACUGUCGUCGAAGCUACAGCCAUCACAGAGGAUGGUGGAAUUAUUCCCGGUGCAUCCGUUGGCGCAUCACCGGAGUUGGUGCAAAUGGCCGACAAGAUCAUUAUUGAAGUCAACACUGCAACGCCAUCAUUUGAGGGUUUGCAUGAUAUUACCAUGUCUGAUCUUCCGCCACGACGGAAACCAUACCUCAUCCUUUCGCCCGAGGAUCGUAUUGGUACACCACACAUUCCAGUUGACCCGGAGAAGGUUGUGGCUAUUGUCGAGUCAGACUAUCCUGAUGCUACACAGCCUAAUGCGCCCGAGGACGAGAGCUCUCGUGCUAUUGCGCGAAACUUGAUUGAAUUCUUGCAGCAUGAAGUUAAAAUGGGUCGUCUCCCUGAGAACUUGUUGCCUAUUCAGUCUGGUAUUGGCAAUAUCGCCAACGCGGUUAUUGGCGGUCUCAGCCAUGGCGCAAACUUCCAUAACUUGAAGGUAUGGACUGAAGUGCUCCAGGACUCGUUCUUGGACUUGUUUGACAGCGGUCAUCUUGACUUUGCGACUGCGACAUCCAUCCGCUUCUCACCGGACGGCUUCAAGCGAUUCUAUGAUGGCUGGGAGCGAUACGCACCCAAGCUGCUCCUCCGAUCACAGCAAGUCUCCAACUCUCCCGAAAUCAUCCGCCGUCUCGGCGUCAUCGGUAUGAACACCCCCGUCGAAGUCGACAUUUACGCCCACGCAAACAGCACCUGCGUAAUGGGCUCGCGUAUGCUCAACGGAUUGGGAGGAUCUGCCGAUUUCCUCCGUAACGCCAAAUACAGCAUCAUGCACACCCCAAGUACACGACCCAGCAAAACCGACCCCACGGGUGUCAGCUGCAUUGUGCCCAUGUGCACUCACGUCGAUCAGACGGAGCACGAUUUGGACGUCGUAGUCACCGAACAGGGUCUCGCCGAUGUGCGCGGCCUCUCGCCCCGAGAGCGUGCUCGUGUUAUCAUCGACAAGUGCGCCCAUCCGGAUUACAAGCCCAUCUUGCAAGACUACUUUGAUCGGGCCGAGUUUGAGUGUUUGAAGAAGGGCAUGGGUCACGAGCCGCAUAUGCUGUUCAAGUCGUUUACUAUGCACAAGAAUCUUGAGGAGAAGGGCACUAUGAAGAUCGAUUCAUGGGAGUAG